Messenger RNA from Megachile rotundata (alfalfa leafcutting bee), 1332 nucleotides. It is a transcript of the gene Prdm13, whose product is annotated as PR/SET domain 13. NCBI's taxonomy places the organism in Eukaryota, Metazoa, Arthropoda, Insecta, Hymenoptera, Megachilidae. The record is from RefSeq and is a predicted model, not a curated record. Gene Ontology annotation, cellular component: nucleus. Gene Ontology annotation, biological process: regulation of gene expression. Gene Ontology annotation, molecular function: protein binding.
AUGGAACCAACGAACGCGAUCAUGUACCCGCUCCUGACGGAUAACGCGCUGAUGAUGAGUAUCGAGACGCUCGAGAGAACGUCCCAAGCAUGCUUGGAUAUGCCGCCAAUAGUCAGAGCCGCCGGUGUUCUGGCAAGAGACUCUUCGACCGAAAUCAUCGACGUGAACAAGCUGAGUCAGAAAAGUACAUCGAUGAUUCGUUACGUGGAAGUCGCUGAUGAAGGUGGUCGAUUAUACUGCGUGGACGGUAUGGUGAACACAUCCUGUUGGUUGAAGAUCGUCUCGUUCGCCAAAGAUUGUCAGAGCUGUAAUGUAGUCCUGAUGACCACCGAAAAAGGAGUAACGCUAAAAACGAUAAAAACCAUUUCACCGGGUGAACCUUUACUGAUGUGGUUCACCGAAAACGUCCUAGCGAUGAUGAACAUGCCCUUCCUGACACCGUGCAACAUUCAAGGUCAAAAUCGCUACAUCUGUCACAUGUGCGAUAAUCUGUUCGAGUAUCCAAAUCCUUUGAAGAUUCAUCUAGCUCUAAAGUGCAAUCGACUGGAGACUAAUCAUCUUUGGUCCCUGCUAGCGAAAGAGUUCAGUUUAUCGCCGAGAACCAACCUGUCUUUCAACUUGUUCCCACAGUCGACUUUCAGAUUCGAACUAACCAACUCAUCGCGGUCCUCGUCCACCAGGAUAUCGCCGAUCCUGGUGGAAACCAUGGACUCUAGUAUCUCUCUGACGAAUAACUCUCCGACGUCCUCCAACCAACAAUCGCCGUCGUCUUCGAAUCAGCCCUCGCCCACGCAGAUAUCCCCGAGCUCCUCUACUCAAGUUUCUCCCGUGACGAACGAUUUGAGCUAUAGGCACUCCGCCUUCAAACCGUACACGAAUCAGGCCAACGUGUUCACCGCGGUUUGCCCGUUGAACAGAGACGAGACCGUUUUGUCGACGUACAACGUACAAACGACUGCGCCGUCGAUUCCUACCGAGGUAAAUGCUGCACAAAUGGAAACGAUAGUCAGCAAUCUUGGAAAAUCGAAACAAGGACACCUGUGCAUCUAUUGCGGAAAAGUCUACUCGAGGAAAUACGGCUUGAAAAUACACAUAAGAACCCACACUGGCUACAAACCACUCAAAUGCAAGUAUUGCCUGCGACCAUUUGGUGACCCAAGCAAUUUAAACAAGCACGUUAGAUUGCACGCGGAUGGAGAAACUCCCUACAGGUGCGAAUUGUGCGGAAAAGUGUUGGUCAGAAGGAGAGAUCUUGAAAGGCAUGUUAGAUCGAGGCAUCAAGAAAACGUCGAACAAACUUCCGACACGUCGUCGGACGGAAUCGACGUUUAA